GGCACGUACUUUAUCUGAGUUGUAUAAUUAAAAUAAAUCUUAAAUAAAUAAUGAAAACCAUUUACUCGGGUACAAUUAAAUAUUCAGAUCAAAAACUUGAAUGGAACAUAAAAAAACCAAAUUUUGCGUCGAUUUUGCGAAUUUUUUGUAAGCGUGUACAGUUAUCUGCACAUUCAGUGCCCAUUCAGUCGAUAGCGAUCUAUUGUGAAGAUUUUAGUCGAUUGCGGUCGGAAGCAGGUUGGCCACCCCUGCAAUAGGAUAUGGCCAGAUGCGGGACCUUCGGAGUUAACAGAGCUUUUGUUUUGUCAGUGGGUAAAGCCACCAAGCCUAUUCGGCACGCUUGCAGAUUAUUUGUACAAAACUGCAUAAUUCACAGAUCAGCAUAUGGCACUGUGUUGUAGAGCUAAGAGCUGAAACCGACUCGACCCGAAUUUUGGGUAGGAUCGGGCCUGAAAUAUCAAGUUGGCGUCGGGUCAGCCUUCUCUAUCGCUGACUUUUUUUUAAAUAAAUAUAUGUUUAUAAAAAAUAUAUACUAAAAUUAUGUGUGGAUACUAAACUAAAGAAUACUUGUUAUAGAAGAAAUAAUUUGAAUAAAACAGAAAAGAAGCUGUAAUGGACCUUUCCCCGAUCUUUGACCCCUGAAAAUAUUCUUCCUAUACUUUACCAUUGCAAAAUUUUUGCGGCUUAUUUUAAGAAUUUCGGAUUUGCUUCGGGCUCGGGCCUGCAAAUCCAGUUAAUUAGUCCGGCUCUGUGGUUGGGUCGGGUUUAAUACCCACGGGGUCUGGCUGGAAUUUUUUGGCCCGAUCUCACCUCUACUGUGAUGCUACAUAGGUUUUAUAAAUUUGUCUUCAGACAAGGCUUCAAGCAAAUACCAUAUGCUCUGAUUUUUACAGAGCUUAAUUUUUUAAUAGAACUUUGAUCUUUAUGGUUCCAAAUAACUUUUAUUUAACUCUCAAUUGAGUGCUGUGGUAGUGCUUGAACCCAAGAUUUUCAUACUUAAAUUUCAGUUAGAGUGUUUUUUGAAAGUUUUUGAACUUCUGAUCCAAGUUAGUUACGGUUACUGCAUAUAAUUUUUAUUUUUAUCUUACAUUAUAUAGCAAUUCUAUCCUACACCUAUAUAUUUUCUGCAAUAGCAAUAAUUUAUUUCUGAUUUUAUUCCCUUUCAUCAUGUUCAACACAAAUAAAAUAAUAUUUUAUGUAAGUUACAAAAUAUACAAUUCUUACCAAAAUAAUGUAGGACCAGUCGUGCCCCACAAGGGUUAGAUAAUUUUUUGAGUUUUGUUUGCUAUAUUUGCGGUUUAUUUAGUCUUAAUUUGUUUGUAUUGGUUCAGUGGAUUACUUGAAACUUUAGCUAAAAUAAGUUUAAAAAAAUAAUCAAAUUGCCCUGUGCUCAUAAGAUUUCUGCCUGGUGAUAAACUUCACUAACUGUCGAGUAUCUUCAUGUUAUAUGGCCAGAUAAUUUAAUCCACUACUGUGACUGUUCUAUUACAGAUUCUAAAUAGGUUUUACAUGCUCUGCAAACAUGAAUUGUAAUUUCAAAGGUAAAAUUGUUCUUAUAACUGUAGCAUCGAGUGGGAUUGGUGCUGCAACUGCACUUCGAUUUGCGGAUCAUGGCAGUUCAUUGGCUAUCACUGGUAGAAAUCGAAUAAAUUUAGAAAAAGUUGCUAAAGAGUGCAAAUCUAAGGGAGCCAAGGAUGUUUUGACAAUUAUUGCUGAUUUUGUUAAUCUGGAGGAGAUAAAAAAAGUCGCGGAUGAAACGAUAAAAACGUUUGGGAAAUUGGAUAUUUUAGUCAACAAUGCAGGAGUGGUAACAGUCGGAAAUUUAGAGGAACUGACUAUGGAAGAUUUCGAUUGGCAAUUUCAAGUCAAUGUUAAGUCGAUGGUAUAUUUAACACAACUAUUGAUGCCAGAAUUGGUAAAAACAAAAGGAAAUAUUGUCAAUGUUUCAAGCAUUUGUAGUGUUUGUCAAUAUCCGGGAAUUUUGAUUUAUAAUAUGACAAAGUCUGCUGUUGAUCAAUUUACAAAAACCAUAGCAUUAGAAUAUGCUCCAAGAGGAGUGCGGGUGAAUGCCGUCAAUCCUUCUAGUGUGCAGACUGAACUAUACAGGUACAAAUCUGAUUGGAACUCGGAAACAAAGGAAAAAGUCUAUGAAGACAAAGAGAAGUUGCAUCCGAUCGGAAGAAAUGGAACAGCUGAAGAAGUAGCCAAUGCCAUCUUGUUCUUUGCAUCGGAAAGUUCUGCCUGGACAACAGGGCAAUGCUUAUUGCUCGAUGGCGGAAGACGUUUAGCUGUUAAAUAAGAUGCACAUGAACUGUUUUAAAUUCAUGUCAAUCAGCAUUUACUGGCUUAUUAUAAUGCAAUAAUUCUAUACAAUUUCAGAAGAUCUUUGCAAUUCAGCAAUCACUCAUAAUUUUCUCAGGGAUUGUCUUCUUUUUUUAUGUUGGGUCUUUGUUUUGAGCAGCUUUUUUCAGCAAGUAUUUUGGCAUAUUACACCCCUAGUAUUGUUUAUACCUCAUUAGAUCUUGGCAAUUCAACAGUAGCCCAGAACUUUUCUCAGAGAUGAGUCUUUUUACUCCUGCAUUGGGGCACUUGUCAUGGUUUGAGAAAAAAUAUUUUUGUUGUAACGUUUUUUGUGCCUUAUAUCAGGUUGGCUCACAUAUAAACAUAUUUAACUAUCAUUACUUAUGGAUCUUUAGAUCGGUAAGUAUGUUGAUAGGUAUUCGUCUGUUUGUCUGUUAGAUGCACGCGAUAUCUCACGAAGGCGUUGUUGAAUCUGCUCCA
Messenger RNA from Styela clava, 2781 nucleotides. The record is from RefSeq and is a predicted model, not a curated record. NCBI's taxonomy places the organism in Eukaryota, Metazoa, Chordata, Ascidiacea, Stolidobranchia, Styelidae.